AUGGCUGUUGAACUCGCAUCUGUGGCUUCUGCCCAACUUCCUAUCCAUGAGGAGAGUGGGGAGGAUAGGGAGUCGCUCGUACCGGCUCUACCGCCGCCAGAUCGAGGUCCCGCGGCCUGGAAGUUUCUCUUCGGCAUCUUUACCAUUGAGGCAGUUCUUUGGGGGUUCCCUCUCUCGUAUGGUGUCUUCCAAGAGUAUUAUUCCAAGCAGCCCGAGUUUGAAGGCGACUCCAACCUUGCUGUCAUUGGAACUGUGUCGACGAGUAUAUAUUUCCUAGGGGCUCCCAUCGCUACGCCUUUGGUCAAACGGUUUCAGCGCUGGCAACGCCACAUGAUUACCGCCGGCUGGGCUGGCUGUGUCCUGUCUCUCGUCGCCGCCUCUUUCAUGAAGAGCGUCAACGGCCUCAUUGUCACCCAGGGUGUGCUAUACGGGACAAGCUUUAUCUUGCUUUACUUCCCGCUACUGAUUAUGCUCAAUGAAUGGUUCGUGCAGCGACGUGGAGUUGCGUACGGCGUCAUGUCCGCAGGCAGUGGUGCUAGUGGAGUUGGAUACCCGUUCCUCCUGGAGAUGUUGCUGUCCAAGUACGGAUAUCAGACAACUCUUCGAGCGGUGGCCGUGGCAGCGUUUGUGUUGGGUGGUCCCAUCUUAUUCAUGCUUAAGCCCCGGCUCCCGCCUUCACAUCACGGAGCGCUGCGCAUACUCGACUUUGGGUUUGCGAAGAAACCGCUGUUUUGGGUCUUUGCUGUAUCCAACUUGAUCCAGGGCUUCGGUUACUAUAUCCCGGCGCUGUACCUACCGACUUAUGCGUCUCUCAUCGGCAUCUCAGGAACCUUGGGCGCUUUGAUUCUCGCCGCUGAAAACUUGGCUAUCGUCAUCAGUCAACUCAUCUUUGGCUUCAUCCUAGACCGGACUAACAACAUACUCCUCCUCAUCUUCAUCUCGUCGUUUGUAUCCGCUGCUGUCUCUUUCACACUUUGGGGAUUCGCUCACUCAUUUGUGACGCUUCUCAUGUUUGCCCUUCUCUUUGGUUUAUUCGCUGGAGCUUUCCCUGUCCUCUGGGCUAAGUUUGGGUCAGUCAUCGCGGAGGAUCCGGCGCAGAUCUAUAGUCUGAUGGCCUUUGGAAAGGGGAUUGGAAACCUUGCGACAGGCCCUGUGACGGCUAAGCUGUUGACGCGGCCCGUUAGUUCUGGAUAUGGAAUUGGCAAGUUUGAGCCUGUUAUUAUUUUCUUGGGGUCUUUCAUGUUUUGCUCUUCCCUGGCUAUCUUUGGCUGGCCGCUUCAGCGUCGUGCCAGAUAA
Fusarium falciforme is the source of this 1296-nucleotide messenger RNA. Its product is annotated as MFS domain-containing protein. Gene Ontology annotation, molecular function: transmembrane transporter activity. The transcript has 2 exons. The record is from RefSeq and is a predicted model, not a curated record. Gene Ontology annotation, cellular component: fungal-type vacuole membrane. Lineage: Eukaryota; Fungi; Ascomycota; Sordariomycetes; Hypocreales; Nectriaceae. Gene Ontology annotation, biological process: transmembrane transport. The coding region runs from base 1 to 1296 and encodes 431 amino acids.